GGGGGUAACUUCUGUGAAAAAAGUUCUUAUUUAGUACUGGGCGUAGGCACGGAAAUGUGAUAUGUAAAUGUUCAGACAGUUUAAAAGGACGACCACAGACUGUGAUGAUCACCCAUAGCUCCAGGCAUCUAACUGAAGGUCUCGAACGUUAAGCAGAACCUAUACUAAACCGUCAACAUGUCCGACGAAGAGGAGGAAGCUACUCCCCUGGUCUGCGACAAUGGCUCCGGACUCGUCAAAGCUGGCUUCGCCGGCGACGACGCCCCAAGGGCUGUCUUCCCAUCCAUCGUCGGCCGCCCAAGGCAUCAGGGCGUGAUGGUCGGUAUGGGUCAGAAGGACGCCUACGUGGGUGACGAGGCUCAGAGCAAGAGGGGUAUCCUCACUCUAAAGUACCCCAUCGAGCACGGCAUCGUCACCAACUGGGACGAUAUGGAGAAGAUCUGGCACCACACCUUCUACAACGAGCUGCGUAUCGCCCCCGAGGAGAACCCCUGCCUGCUGACAGAGGCUCCCCUGAACCCCAAGGCCAACAGGGAAAAGAUGACCCAGAUCAUGUUCGAGACCUUCAACUCUCCUGCCAUGUACGUCUGCAUCCAAGCUGUCCUGUGCCUGUACGCUUCCGGUCGUACGACUGGUAUCGUGCUGGACUCCGGCGAUGGUGUUUCCCACACUGUGCCCAUCUAUGAGGGCUACUGUAUGCCUCACGCCAUCCUUCGUCUGGACCUGGCCGGCCGUGAGCUGACCAACUACCUGAUGAGGGUCAUGUGCGACCGUGGCUAUGCCUUCGUCACCACCGCCGAGCGCGAGAUCGUCCGUGACAUCAAGGAGAAGCUGGGCUACGUCGCCCUGGACUUCGAGCAGGAGAUGUUGACGGCAGCUACCUCCACCUCUCUGGAGAAGAGCUACGAGCUGCCUGAUGGACAGGUCAUCACCAUCGGCAACGAGAGGUUCCGCUGCGCUGAGGCUCUCUUCCAGCCUUCCUUCCUGGGUAUGGAGUCUGCUGGUGUUCAUGAGACCGUCUACAACAGCAUCAUGAAGUGCGACAUCGACGUCCGUAAGGACCUGUACGCCAACAACGUCCUGUCCGGUGGCACCACCAUGUUCCCUGGCAUCGGUGACCGUAUGCAGAAGGAGAUGGUAGCUCUGGCUCCCACAACCAUGAAGAUCAAGAUCAUCGCUCCCCCAGAGAGGAAGUACUCCUGCUGGAUCGGUGGCUCUAUCUUGGCUUCCCUGUCCACCUUCGCAGCCAUGUGGAUCAAGAAGUCCGAGUACGACGAAGCUGGCCCAGCCAUUGUCCACCGCAAGUGCUUCUAAAUGGAUAGAACAGCCUUCGUUUCUUGUCCUUUUUGCACUGUGUUUGCAUUACGUUGUAUUCCGGGAGUCACUGUGACUAAAUAAAAACACAGCAAAGUUUAUCAAUAUAUUUUGCACUGUUGUGGUUGAAAGUCUUUUGUUACUGGGACCAGUUGAAUCUACUGUCAUAGAAGAGUGGUGAGUAAAGGUGCAGUUGUUGGAGCUAUUGGAUCAUGUCUGGUGUUGUAGAGUACGUGGAUGUCACAGAGUGGGACGGGGUCGUAGAAAUAGAUUGUAGAAAACUGAUUCAUAUUGAAAACCAUAUAUGCCGUGAUUCGAUAUUUUUUGUGUGAAUUUGAACUGCCAUUUGUAUCUGUGAUAGGUGGUACUUGUCGGACGCUUAUUUCUCUGCUUUGUGUUCCCAAAUAAAGUCUUUUCUCUCAAUUGAA
Molecule: messenger RNA, 1742 nt
Organism: Branchiostoma floridae (Florida lancelet)
Lineage: Eukaryota; Metazoa; Chordata; Leptocardii; Amphioxiformes; Branchiostomatidae
Product: actin, muscle-like
Exons: 6
Coding region: 178-1314 (378 amino acids)
Source: RefSeq, a predicted model, not a curated record